AUGGAAAAUUGGAGAGAAUCAUAUCUGGAUGCGUGUAAAAACCAUAAUUGUCCGAAUAACACCGUAUGUCGUGAAUUACAAGAUUCCUAUAAUUGUGAAGUUAUCGGGUGUGUGGGUUUUCCGGGUGUUAAUAAUAUCAACUCGUCAUCGUUUGAAGCUGAACCUUUGUGGGGGGUCAAUGAAAUGGUGGAAUAUGUUUGUGAACGUGGAUAUUUCCCGUCAAUCAACCCAGUUUGUACCGAAGAUGGAACGUGGAGUGAGUUUGUCUGUUCACCGUAUUCUAAAUGUGGUGAAAUUAGAAACUGUAAUGAAAGUAUGGAAGAAAAGGAUUAUUGGCUGUAUGCUGCCGAAUACCAAACUCGAGUCAAAUUGUUCUGUAAAUGGGGUGUGGGUGCAUUUGUCAGUCUUCAACAUCCGAACAUGGCGUCCUUCUCGGAAUACACGAUAACAGGAACAGACUGCGCAACGAGUCCAUUAGAUAACCCAGAGACCAAGGGAGCUGGAACAACAGAAUUUCAAAAAAUAAAAUUGCAGAUACUCAAAGGUUAUAAAAUAAUUGUUUAUAUUCAUUUCGUCACAAAUAGUUCUCUAAACCCCAAAGAUUAUGGUUCAGCUAAAGAUUGUUACCCUAAAGAUAAUGGUUGUGGUGUUUUGGGAAAAUUUGUUAUCGACACCCGAAGGACGGGCUUUAAGUUUCCAGACUCCCUGACGUGGAAAACCGUUGGGACAUCCGCAGUGAUUGGAAAUAUAACCCGGUCUAUGGGUGGUCACGUGAUAACAGGAUUCUGUGGAGGAGAUUGUGGUGGGUGCGAAAUCGAUGAAACCGGAAAUGGAACUUAUCUGCAGAUAGAUAUAAACGAUAUGCCACCGUUCGAAUCAGCAGAACUGCCACUUUGUCAAUUUCUGGUUUAA
This is a messenger RNA of Lottia gigantea (owl limpet), 912 nucleotides long. RefSeq lists its product as hypothetical. The record is from RefSeq and is a predicted model, not a curated record. Gene Ontology annotation, molecular function: metalloendopeptidase activity; zinc ion binding. Lineage: Eukaryota; Metazoa; Mollusca; Gastropoda; Lottiidae. The transcript has a single exon. The coding region runs from base 1 to 912 and encodes 303 amino acids.